AUGCCAAAUCAUGUGGCGAUUAUAUUGGAUGGAAAUAGGCGUUGGGCGAAGAAACGAGGACUCGGGGCAUUGGAUGGUCACGAAUCUGGAGGGAGAAGAGUCAUAGAGCUCGCUAUGGACUUUUUCGCUACGGGGAUAAACAUUGUCUCACUCUUUGCUUUCUCCACUGAAAAUUGGGGAAGACCUGAGGAUGAAGUUAACUACUUGAUGGCCAUGUUUGAGAAAAACUUCAAGGCGGAGAUAUCUUCCUUCCAAAGAUAUAAAGUCAAGAUCUCGGUCAUCGGGAGCCGGGUGAAUAUCCCCGAGUCGCUUCUACAUUCGAUACAAGAGGCUGAAGAAGCUACAAAGAGCUACACAGAGAGGCAACUCCUUAUGGCGAUAGACUAUAGUGGAAGGUUUGAUAUCUUACAAGCCUGCAAAAGUCUUGCUGAGAAGGCAAAAAACGGGGUGAUUCAAGUGGAGGACAUCAACGAAAAGAUAAUGGAGAAAGAGUUAAUGACAAACUGUAGUGAGUUUCCAAACCCUGACCUAUUAAUCAGAACGAGUGGAGAGCAAAGGAUCAGUAACUUCUUCCUGUGGCAAUCAGCUUACACUGAGCUUUACUUUCCUAAUGUUCUAUGGCCCGACUACGACAAGGCUGAGUAUAUGAAGGCCUUGACUUGGUAUCAGCAGAGGAACAGGCGAUUCGGUCGAAGAGUGUAA
This is a messenger RNA of Arabis nemorensis, 702 nucleotides long. NCBI's taxonomy places the organism in Eukaryota, Viridiplantae, Streptophyta, Magnoliopsida, Brassicales, Brassicaceae. The record is from the annotation of a GenBank genome assembly.